GGCAGGCACGAGGAAGCCUCCUGCCAGAGCUGCCCUUCCUCCAGCCUGGAAAAUAACAACUGGGGCAACUCGCUGGAACCAAACAAGGACGAUGUAGGGAUGGGUGGGGGAGGGGCUAUCCUUGUCAAUCUGCUUGACUGGCCCCGCGAGCGAUUAACCUUGUGCAGGUCGCAGGUCGGCAGGAAGGAGACGCGGGCUCCGGCCCGGGGGCCAGGGAGGGAGCCCGGGAAGGGCUGCGCGCCCCCCGCCCGAAGGAGCCCGGCUCUCCGCAGUCACUCGCUGAGAUCCCCGCGGCACCAGCCCGGCGCUGCCCUGUCCCGGGCCGGCAGCUGCCUCCUUUGUGCGCUCCAAAGCCGGCUGCGUUACCCCUGCGGGCCCCCCCGCGCCCCCGUGCGUGCGCCCCGCAACUCGCCGCCAACUUUGCCGGGUGUGCGGGACUCCGGCGGCGCUGCGGGACUCGGGCGGCGCUGCGGGCAGCGCCAUGUGACGCCGGGGGGGCAGAUCCGGGGCCGGCGCUGCCCCCGCCCCCCAGCCCGGCGCAGCGGGGAGGAACCAGCCCCCCUCCCCCGGAGCGGCGGCCGGGCGUCCCCGCAGGAUUGGCGGGGCGCGCUACUCGCAGCGUUACGGUAGGAGCGGCUCGCCGGAGCAGACGCCAGGCGCUCUCCGCGGUGCUGACGGGCAGCGCCGGGUCCGGAGCCGCAGCUGAGCGCGGGGAGCGCGGAUUGCAGCCGCGCCGAGCCCCGGCCAUGGGCGCCGCGCCGGGGGCUCCCGCCCGCGGGCUCGCCGGCUGCCUGCUGCUGCUCGCCGCGCUGCUCCAGGGCCAGGCUCGAGACUUUGCCUCGGAGGAGCCGAACGUGGUGGGCCGGAAGGCAGCGGGGAGCUCUGAGGCUGAGGGGGACCAGACGGUGCCCCCCACUCCGGACGAGCUGGAGGGCGAGGUCCGCUUUGUCACCACAGCCCCCACGCUGACACUGCUCAACCAUCACCCCCUGCUGGAGGAGUUCCUGCACGAGGCCCUGGCGAAGAAGGACUAUCUGAGGCAGGUGCCCUUCCUCACGUGGGGCCUGGGGGGGCCAGGCCCGGUCAUGCCUGACGUGCCAGGGCGGAUCACCGAGACCCCCAGAGCCAACCUGCCAAACCAAGAUGACCUCCCGGUGUUUUCUGACCUGACCACAUCCCUCACGGUGCCAGCCACAGCCCCCGUGACCAUGACCAGCACCACAGCCCUGGUGGGAGAGAAGGCCGAGGCCAGAGACGCAGAGAGGACCCCAGAAAUGGUCAAGCCAGCGUUCACCGCCGAGCUGCUGACCACGGCUGCAGGCCACAUGGCGCCAUGGGCAGAGCCCCGGACAGCCAGCCCAGAGAGCAACUCCGCUUCUGUCCCCACGGAGCCUCCCAUUACCCCCGCGCCUGCCAUCUCCCAGGCCGCCCUGCCCAACCUGGGUCAAGCCACCGCCACCAUGGUGACCAGCAACACCCCGACCGCCAUCACCCCCACAGCCCGAUUUGUCUCACCGCGGGCACCCAGCCCGGCACUGCCAAGGGCCAAGGAGCCCAGGACGGAGGCUGCCACCACAGCCACGGUUUCUGGGGACGACGAGGAAACCACCACAACCACCAUCAUCACCACGACCACCAUCACCACGGUGCAGGUGCCAGCUCCGUGCAACUGGAACCUCACGGGCCCCGAGGGCUCCCUGGAGUCUCCGGAGCCGGUCAGUUCACCCUACGACAGCCUGGACUGCACCUACACCAUCUCCGGGUACCCUGGCUACGGCGUGGAGAUCAAGGUCCUGAACAUCAGCCUGUUGGAAGGGGAGACGGUCGCCAUGGAGACCUUCGGGGGCGCAGAGCCUGUCGUCCUGGCCAACGAGUCCUUCCUCAUGAGGGGCCAGGUGAUCCGCAGCCCGACCAAUCGGGUCAGCGUGCGGUUCCGGAGCCCCCAGCCCGCCAGCCCUGGCAGCUUCCGCUUCCGCUUCCAAGCCUAUCUGCUGAGCUGCAACUUCCCCUCCCGACCGGCCUACGGCGAUGUUUCCGUCACCAGCCUGCACCCUGGGGGCAGCGCCCACUUCUACUGCGCCACGGGGUACCAGCUGCAGGGCCCGCCUGCGCUCACCUGCCUCAACGCCACCCGGCCCUUCUGGAGCAGCCGGGAGCCCGUCUGUGUGGGUGAGUGGGGGGGAGGGGCUGCCCAGUGCUGCCGGAUGCCCCCCCUGAAGCGAGAACAGAAGAAGGAGCUGGGGCAGGUAAAUGGAUUGGUGGACAAAUCUGGGAAAAGGACCACCUCCCCUACCAGUGACACAGACCUGUUGGACAGGUCUAGCACCAGCAUCAGGGCAAUUGCACAUGCCAGGAUCUUGGAACGGAGAGCAAGUCGGCCUGGCACUCCCACAUCUAAUGCCAGCACUGAGACUCCCAAUUCCGAGCAGAAUGUCGACGAUGAGGACAUAAUUGACGUGGAUGAUGACUCUGCCCUUGCGGAAAUGGACUGUGGGCAGCCCCAGCUGAAGCGACCCUUUGAGCUUCUUAUUGCAGCUGCCAUGGAAAGAAACCCAACCCAGUUCCAGUUGCCGAAUGAACUGACCUGCACCACAGCACUUCCAGCUUGUGCGAGUUUCUACUGA
This is a messenger RNA of Chrysemys picta bellii (western painted turtle), 2624 nucleotides long. The record is from RefSeq and is a predicted model, not a curated record. NCBI's taxonomy places the organism in Eukaryota, Metazoa, Chordata, Testudines, Emydidae.